Penicilliopsis zonata CBS 506.65 is the source of this 1713-nucleotide messenger RNA. RefSeq lists its product as hypothetical. The record is from RefSeq and is a predicted model, not a curated record. Lineage: Eukaryota; Fungi; Ascomycota; Eurotiomycetes; Eurotiales; Aspergillaceae. The transcript has 5 exons. Bases 1 to 1713 code for a protein of 570 amino acids.
AUGUCUGAUCCACGCUUUGACUCUGUCACCCCCCCGACGAACCCCGAGAAAUACCAGACGGAGUGGCAGCCACUGGUCGCCAAAAAACAACAGGAAUGCGCAGAUAAGAUCCCCUCCGAAUGGCGUCUCAGCCAGUCCCUGCUUGACUCGCUCGCCCUGGACUCUGCACACGGAGUCGAUUUGAUCGAAGCAGAUAUUCCCCGUAAGAGCGGACUUCUGUCGCCAUUGGAACUGGAUUUGACAGAGAAUUAUACGGCGCGAGAGCUACUGGCUCAGCUGGCGGCCGGGACUGUCACCUCGGUGGCAGUGACGACGGCGUUUUGCAAGCGAGCAGCCAUUGCCCAACAGCUGACCAGUUGUUUGACCGAGACGUUUUUCCCCGCCGCUCUGGAGCGCGCCCAGCACGCCGACGACCACUUGAAGCGCACAGGCACAACGUUAGGCCCCCUUCAUGGUCUGCCUAUCAGUAUCAAGGACUGUUUCAACGUCAAGGGCCUGCAGGCGACCAUCGGGUAUGUCUCGCUGCUGGCUGUGCCUCCUGCGACGGCCAACUCGGCCAUUGUCGACCUGCUCUUGGACCUGGGGGCGGUGUUGUAUGUCAAGACCAACAUCCCACAGACUAUGAUGACUGCGGAUUCCGAAAACAACAUCUUUGGCCGUACGUUGAACCCACACAACACGCGGCUCACGGCGGGCGGGUCCACGGGCGGAGAGGGUGCUCUCAUCGCCUUCCGGGGUUCUAUCCUAGGCGUGGGUAGCGACGUAGCUGGCUCGAUCCGUAUCCCUGCGCUAUGCUGCGGGGUGUACGGCUUCAAGCCGUCGGCCGAUCGAGUCCCACCAGCCGGUCAGGCGUUGAAACGGAAAACGGGUCUCGCGCGCAUCAUCGCAUCGGCUGGUCCCCUAGCACAGACUCUCGACGACAUCGAGCUGUUCCUGUCGACCGUUCUGGCCGACGGUCACCAGCCCUGGUCUUACGAUGUGACCGCCCUCGCGGUGCCCUGGAACAGUUCCCUGGUUGCCGCCCCGGCCCGAACCCUCACCGUCGGCGUGCCGGCAGAGGAUCCAUGGUUCCCCCUGCAUCCGCCUGUGCGGCGCACGCUCGAGACGGCCAUCGCGAACUUGGAGCGGAAGGGCCAUCGGGUCGUGCGUCUCCCGGCCCCGGAGACCGAAGAACAUACCCUCGCCUACGCCAACCGGUUAGCUCUGCAGUUCUUCAUCUACGGGCCGUCGCACGACUACAUUGGCGACAGCGGUGAGCCGACCAUCGCCUCGGUCGCCCAGCGCUCGUCCCCUGUGUUCACUGGCCCGUUGCCCGUGGACAUGGCGCUGGAGCCGUUCGAGAAGAUGCACCUGCUGCACACUGCACGCGAGGCAUAUGCCGAGUACUGGCGGAAGACGUGGGUCGAGCACCGGCUGGAUAUUAUCCUCGGCCCUGGAGCACAGAAUACCGCCGUGCCGCAUGAUACCUACGGAUGGCCGCCUUAUACAUUAGCAUGGAAUCUACUCAACUAUCCCGCGUGCAUAAUCCCGUUUGGUCGGGCGUCCAAAGAAUUAGAUCCCGAGCCUUUCGCCGUGUCAGACGGGGUGCAACCCAGCUACGACCCCGAGAGCAUGGACAAGGCCCCCUGCGCGAUCCAACUGAUUGCGCCGACGUUGCAGGAUGAAAAGUGUCUUUGGGCGGCCAAGAUAAUUGACAGAGAUAUUCGAGAAUAG